AUGGCAGCUAAGUUCAUCGUUCUCUUGUGCGCGGUAGCGACCGCUCGUGCCGGUGGCCUGUAUGGUGCCUCAUAUGCUGCCCCAGUGGCUGCUUACGCUGCAUCACCUCUGGCUUACGCCGCUGCUCCCGUCUACAAGAGCUACGCUCCAUCUGUGUCCUACGCAGCACCAGCGUACUCCGCAUAUGCUGCACCUACAGUUGUUAAGACUGUUGCGCCAGCUGUGUCAUCGGUCUCUUCGUACUCUUCCCACACUUCUCACGGAUCCCCACUCCUGACUAAGGCCGUCGCUCCAGUCGCGUACACCAGCUACGCUGCUCCAUCAGUUGCCUACUCCGCUCCUUUAAGCUACGCCGCCCAUGCUGCCCCUGUAGCCACCUACGCUGCUCACGCCGCUCCAGUAGCAACUUACGCUGCUCACGCCGCUCCAGUAGCAACUUACGCUGCCCAUGCCGCCCCCGUUGCUUACGCUGCCCACGGUCCAGUCGCUUACUCCACCCCAUUGUUGAAGUACUCCGCGGCACCCUCUGUCUCCCAUGUCUCAUACAGUGACCUCUCCCACAACUACGGCUGGUGA
Messenger RNA from Pieris macdunnoughi, 576 nucleotides. NCBI's taxonomy places the organism in Eukaryota, Metazoa, Arthropoda, Insecta, Lepidoptera, Pieridae. The record is from the annotation of a GenBank genome assembly.